Puccinia graminis f. sp. tritici CRL 75-36-700-3 is the source of this 393-nucleotide messenger RNA. RefSeq lists its product as uncharacterized. The transcript has a single exon. Bases 1 to 393 code for a protein of 130 amino acids. NCBI's taxonomy places the organism in Eukaryota, Fungi, Basidiomycota, Pucciniomycetes, Pucciniales, Pucciniaceae. The record is from RefSeq and is a predicted model, not a curated record.
AUGACCGUUCAACACAGCCCUGCCCCAACAAAAGUGAAGCGUUCCCAUACCAAGGCCAGGACUAAGUGGAGCAAGACAGGCAAGACCCGCAAGUUGAACGCUGACGCCAGUCGAGCUACCGACCAUGUCGCAGAGAUUUUGACUUCCAACCCUGUCGAUGCCCUCCGUGCCCAAUCUCCUACCGCCACCGAGUGGAGUGCUGAUUCUGUGUCCUAUAACGCGCACGGAACGAAGUGUUCCGGUACUAAGACUAGGACUAAGCGGAGCAAAACCCGCAAAUUGGACGCUGACGCCAGUCAAGCUACAGUUGCGCGCGGCAAAUUACUGUACAAAACCGACUUGGCUGCAUGGGGCAAGGCCGGGGGUGGGUCGGGGGACCAAACCUCCAGAUGA